UUACUUAAGUAGCCGACUAUCUGCCACUUCCCACUGCAACCGACCCCCUGCGGCUGACGGCUGUUAGUUCUCCUUCUUGGCAGCGGCGGCAAUGGCGUUGUCUUCUCCGAUUUCCCAGCCAUCUUACUUCCAUAAUAUCACGUCUUCAUUAUUCUUCGCCGGCGGAGGCGUAAAUGGGAAUAGUAGCAAUUGUGGUACUAACAGGACCACAACACUGAUGAGGAGCCGUGCUAAUAACAACUAUAGGAGCAAGAAUUCUUCACUACUGCCCAAGAUCUAUCCUUGUUCUCCCCUUCUUCGCCAACAUCCCAACGCUUUCUUUAGCUCAGACUUCAAUUUGAGAUGUGGAAGAAGGGAUUCGUCUACAUCCAACAUAUUGGUUUCAGUAGCAAGCGCAGCUGAUGUUUUGCUGGAUGAAGCUGUAGAACAAGCUCAGCUUCCGAAGGGUGAUACUUGGUCCAUACAUAAAUUUGGUGGUACUUGUGUGGGAAGUUCGGAUAGAAUAAAAAAUGUGGCAGAGAUAAUAGUUAAGGAUGAAUCUGAAAGAAAGUUGGUCGUUGUCUCUGCUAUGUCAAAGGUUACUGACAUGAUGUAUGACCUUAUUAACAAAGCGCAGUCGCGUGAUGAUUCUUACAUAACUGCACUUGAUGCUGUUUUAGAAAAGCACAAGUUAACAGCUCUUGAUCUGCUCGAAGGGGAUGAUCUUGCUGGUUUCUUGUCUAGCUUGCAUGACGACGUCAACAACCUCAAAGCUAUGCUUCGUGCAAUACAUAUUGCUGGUCAUGCAACAGAAUCUUUUUCGGAUUUUGUUGUGGGUCAUGGUGAGUUGUGGUCUGCUCAAAUGUUGGCGGCUGUUGUCAGGAAGAAUGGAGUUGAUGCCAAUUGGAUGGACACUAGAAAGGUCCUCAUUGUAACUCCUACAGGUUCAAAUCAGGUUGAUCCUGACUAUUUAGAGUCUGGGAAAAGACUUGAAAAAUGGUACUCAGAGAAUCCGUCCAAAACAAUCAUUGCUACUGGUUUUAUAGCUAGCACCCCACAAGAUAUACCUACAACUUUGAAGAGAGAUGGGAGUGAUUUCUCUGCUGCUAUUAUGGGUGCAUUGUUUAGAGCAGGACAAGUAACAAUCUGGACUGAUGUUGAUGGCGUAUAUAGUGCAGACCCGAGAAAAGUCAGUGAGGCUGUUAUCCUGGAGAAAUUGUCUUAUCAAGAGGCAUGGGAAAUGUCAUACUUUGGAGCAAAUGUUUUGCAUCCUCGGACCAUUAUUCCAGUUAUGCGGUAUGACAUACCAAUUGUCAUAAGAAAUAUCUUCAACCUUUCUGCUCCUGGAACUAUGAUCUGUAGGCCAUUGGUCAGUGAGACUGAAAAUGGUCAGAAAUUGGAAUCUCCAGUCAAAGGAUUUGCAACAAUAGACAAUUUGGCCCUUGUGAAUGUUGAAGGAACUGGAAUGGCUGGUGUUCCUGGUACAGCUAGUGCAAUUUUUGGUGCUGUCAAAGAUGUCGGAGCUAAUGUAAUCAUGAUAUCCCAGGCUAGCAGUGAGCAUUCAGUAUGCUUUGCUGUACCUGAGAAGGAAGUUAAGGCUGUUGCUGAAGCUUUGGAGGCUAGAUUUCGUCAAGCUUUGGCUGCCGGGCGCCUUUCUCAGGUUGCUGUUAUUCCAAACUGUAGUAUUUUGGCAGCAGUUGGCCAAAAAAUGGCAAGCACCCCUGGAGUUAGUGCUACUCUAUUUAAUGCACUUGCAAAGGCUAAUAUUAAUGUCCGUGCAAUAGCUCAAGGUUGCUCAGAGUACAACAUUACAGUGGUUGUCCGGCGUGAAGAUUGUAUAAGAGCUUUACGGGCUGUGCACUCUAGGUUUUAUCUGUCACAGACCACAAUUGCUAUGGGAAUUAUUGGUCCAGGGUUGAUUGGUGGUACAUUACUUGACCAGCUCAGGGACCAGGCGGCAGUCCUCAAGGAAAAGUUUAACAUUGAUUUGCGUGUUAUGGGAAUUACUGGAUCAAGGAAAAUGCUUCUAAGUGAUAAGGGCAUUGACUUGUCUAGAUGGAGGAAGCUUCAAAGUGAGCUUGGUGAAAAAGCUGACCUUGAGACCUUUGUUCAUCAUGUGCACGGGAAGCAUUUCAUCCCGAAUACUGUUUUAGUGGAUUGUACAGCAGACUCUGUAGUUGCAAGUCAUUACUAUGAAUGGUUACGUAGGGGAAUACAUGUUGUCACCCCAAACAAGAAGGCCAAUUCAGGACCACUUGAGCAGUAUCUGAAGUUGAGAGCUCUCCAACGUCGAUCUUAUACGCAUUACUUCUAUGAAGCUACUGUUGGAGCUGGUCUUCCAAUUAUUAGCACCUUACAGGGUCUAAAUGUAACUGGUGAUAAAAUAUUGCGUAUUGAAGGCAUUUUCAGUGGGACUCUGAGUUAUAUAUUUAACAACUUUGCUGGAGCACGAGCUUUCAGUGAAGUAGUGAAGGCGGCAAAAGAGGCAGGUUAUACAGAACCGGAUCCUAGAGAUGAUCUUUCUGGAACCGAUGUGGCUAGAAAGGUAAUUAUUCUUGCUAGAGAAGCCGGAUUAAAGCUGGAACUCUCAGAUAUUCCUAUUGAGAACCUGGUGCCAGAACCUCUGAGGGCUGUAACAUCUCCUGAGGAGUUUCUACAGCAGCUGCCACAAUUUGACCAAGAUUUGGCAAAGCGAAGGCAGGAGGCUGAGGAUUCUGGGGAAGUUCUACGCUACGUUGGGGUGGUAGAUGUUGAAAACCGAAAGGGGACGGUAGAAUUGCGAAGGUACAAAAAGGAAGAUCCAUUUGCACAGCUUUCAGGAUCUGAUAACAUCAUCGCGUUCACAACUGAAAGGUAUAAGAAGCAGCCACUAAUUGUCCGCGGCCCAGGUGCUGGAGCAGAAGUGACAGCAGCUGGAGUAUUCAGCGAUAUACUGCGACUUGCAUCGUAUCUUGGUGCUCCAUCAUAGUGUUAGUCAACUUCGAAACUAGUAUAGCAAAUUUUGUCUCCCUGAGCUUUUAAAUUUUCUUCUCUGUUACCCCUAAAUGUGGUUGUAGUAGAUACAAGGCUGGCUGAGAUGUGUCUGUUGGUUCAUGCAUAAUCUUUUUGCUUAGCCUUCCGUGAUUUGUUUUGUGCUCUUCGCACUGAGCACUAUUGUAGUCGUUUGUAACGCUUUUUGUGACUCCUGCUAUGUGUAUCGCUCUAGUUAGAAGAGGUACAAGUUCCAGAAGGAAGCUAUUUCGUAGCAAAUUUCAAGAGGAUAUUUCUUCA
Messenger RNA from Coffea eugenioides, 3249 nucleotides. RefSeq names its product bifunctional aspartokinase/homoserine dehydrogenase 1, chloroplastic-like. The record is from RefSeq and is a predicted model, not a curated record. The coding region runs from base 92 to 2947 and encodes 951 amino acids. The transcript is spliced from 18 exons. Gene Ontology annotation, molecular function: NADP binding; aspartate kinase activity; homoserine dehydrogenase activity. Gene Ontology annotation, biological process: aspartate family amino acid biosynthetic process; L-homoserine biosynthetic process. NCBI's taxonomy places the organism in Eukaryota, Viridiplantae, Streptophyta, Magnoliopsida, Gentianales, Rubiaceae.